Candidula unifasciata is the source of this 312-nucleotide messenger RNA. The record is from the annotation of a GenBank genome assembly. NCBI's taxonomy places the organism in Eukaryota, Metazoa, Mollusca, Gastropoda, Stylommatophora, Geomitridae.
AUGAAAACAACACUUAUAUUAUCUUUGAUCGCGCUGGCUUCAAUUCAAGUUGUGAAGGCUGACAUCGAUUACUCACUUGCAUGGAAGUAUUAUUUGUGGAAUCAGGCCUUACAAGCAGCUAACCAGACAUUCUGCAGCCAGAUUAGCUGUUAUCCAAAUUGGCAAUGCUUGCAAAAGGAGUGCGGCUAUCAAGGACAAACAUGCGGUGUAUUCAUUGGCGAGUGCUGCUACAACUACGGGCUGGUAUGUCAGCCAUACUAUGCUGGAGAUUGGGAAGGCGUUUGUGUUCCUGGAGGACAACCCGUUGCUUAA